Molecule: messenger RNA, 2433 nt
Organism: Phaethon lepturus (White-tailed tropicbird)
Lineage: Eukaryota; Metazoa; Chordata; Aves; Phaethontiformes; Phaethontidae
Gene: PDP1
Product: pyruvate dehyrogenase phosphatase catalytic subunit 1
Exons: 2
Coding region: 118-1830 (570 amino acids)
Biological process (GO): protein dephosphorylation
Molecular function (GO): protein serine/threonine phosphatase activity; cation binding
Source: RefSeq, a predicted model, not a curated record
UGCGUGUGUGCCUGUCUCCUCCUUUCUGUCAUUCCCCCUCCGUGUCGGAGCUCUCCGUCUUCUCUAACGAACUCUCUGCCUUGCUUCUCCCCGCCCCCCCGGGCUUCUGCUUUGUGGAUGUUCGCGGCUUCUUGUUGUGACAGGAGAAUGUGUGUGUGCCCGGGGCCCAGGCGGAUCGCAAUUCCAGUCCGAAGCUCCAGGCUACCUUUGUUGUCUGAUGCCAUGCCAGCACCAGCUCAUCUGUUUCCAUUGAUCCGUAACUGUGAGAUCAGCAGAAUAUGCAGUACUGUCUGCUACUGCCACCAUAAACAUCUGUGUUGUUUAUCAUCUCAUUUUGCUCAUAGUCACUUCAGGUAUGCACCUCAGAAGAAAUUUGCGGCACUUUAUAGGCCACAGGAGAACUUUUAUCACUUUAUUCAUGCAAGGGAUUAUGCUUCUACGCCACAGAGAUUUUACCUCACUCCUCCACAGGUCAAUAGCAUUCUGAAAGCAAAUGAAUACAGUUUCAAAGUGCCAGAAUUUGAUGGUAAAAAUGUAAGUUCUGUUCUUGGAUUUGAUAGCAACCAGUUGCCUGCUAAUGCUCCGAUAGAAGACCGGAGGAGCGCUGCCACUUGCUUACAGACAAGAGGGAUGCUUCUGGGUGUGUUUGAUGGCCAUGCAGGCUGUGCUUGUGCUCAAGCUGUCAGUGAAAGACUGUUUUACUACAUUGCUGUCUCUUUGUUACCCCAUGAGACUUUACUUGAAAUAGAAAAUGCUGUGGAAAGUGGCAGGGCUCUGUUGCCCAUUUUACAGUGGCACAAGCAUCCCAAUGAUUAUUUUAGCAAAGAAGCUUCCAAGCUUUACUUCAAUAGUCUAAGAACUUACUGGCAGGAGCUGAUUGAUCUCAACAGUGGAGAGACUACUGAUGUGAAAGAAGCUUUAAUUAAUGCUUUUAAAAGGCUUGAUAAUGAUAUUUCUUUGGAAGCUCAAGUAGGAGAUCCAAAUUCUUUUCUCAACUACCUAGUACUGAGAGUAGCAUUUUCUGGUGCAACUGCCUGCGUGGCCCACGUGGAUGGUGUUGACUUGCACAUUGCAAACACAGGUGACAGUAGAGCAAUGCUUGGGGUUCAGGAGGAAGAUGGAUCUUGGUCUGCAGUUAAUCUGUCCUAUGACCACAAUGCACAAAAUGAACAUGAAGUGGAACGUGUGAAAAUGGAGCAUCCAAAGUCUGAAGAGAAAAGUCUUGUGAAACAAGAUCGUCUCUUAGGUCUCCUGAUGCCUUUCAGAGCUUUUGGUGAUGUGAAGUUUAAAUGGAGUAUCGAACUACAGAAGAGAGUAGUAGAAUCGGGCCCAGAUCAGCUGAAUGACAAUGAAUAUACAAAGUUUAUUCCUCCAAACUAUCACACUCCCCCAUACCUCACAGCUGAGCCGGAAGUCAUACAUCACAAAUUACGGCCGCAGGAUAAGUUCCUGGUUUUAGCCACAGAUGGGCUGUGGGAGACGAUGCACAGGCAAGAUGUGGCUAGAAUUGUAGGGGAGUACCUCACUGGUGUUCACCAUCAACAGCCCAUAGCUGUUGGUGGCUAUAAGGUAACUUUGGGACAGAUGCAUGGUCUCCUAACAGAAAGGAGAGCAAGAAUCUCUUCAGUAUUUGAAGAUCAGAAUGCAGCAACUCACCUGAUACGCCAUGCAGUGGGUAACAAUGAGUUUGGCACUGUGGAUCAUGAGCGACUGUCCAAGAUGCUCAGUCUUCCUGAAGAGCUGGCUCGAAUGUAUAGAGAUGACAUUACAAUUAUCGUGGUGCAGUUCAACUCACAUGUUAUAGGUGCAUGUCAAAAUGAGGAACUCUGAAUUUCAUCUAGUGAACUAGUUCUCAAAGUUGUAACAAUGGCCAGUAUGAGCAGCAAAUAAAAAACAACCACCCAACAAUAAAACCCCAAAAAACGCCUCAGCAAACAAUUUGGUUGCUUGCUAGAUUCAGCAUAUCUAUUGUUCCUGCCUUCCCCACAGAGCUCUAAAUACAUGGGAAGUGCUAUUGACCUAAUGCAAACUUGAAGAGGAUGUCACAGCUUGGGAAAAGAGGUUUUUGAAAUAACUUUGCACUAUUAAUUUCAUGAAUGCUGCUAGGACAAUGUCUUAAAUUUGGCAGACUUGGAUGAGGGAGGGAAGAAGGAUAAAGAAUUAACUAUCAAAGAUCUGGCUGUUCAAGAAACAAAGCCUGUGUAUAAAUAUCUGUAAAUGUCUACACAUUAUCUUAAAAGACGAGUAAAAAGAGUAUUGUUGAAUUCUUACAGGGCUAAUUUUUGCGAAGUAGAUAUGAUUAUUUGUGAAUAUAUUGUCUACUGUUUCUUCUAAGCAGAAGGUCACUUUAACCAAGUAAGUCUUCAGUGUAACAAAGUUGUCUCACUUUCAUAUAGACAAUGUCAUUCAUGUAAGGAUAUUUGUCUAAGUGUU